Molecule: messenger RNA, 3424 nt
Organism: Ceutorhynchus assimilis (cabbage seed weevil)
Lineage: Eukaryota; Metazoa; Arthropoda; Insecta; Coleoptera; Curculionidae
Source: the annotation of a GenBank genome assembly
AAUGGGUUACCGCGUGAAAAGCAUUUUUCCAAUAAAAAAUUGAAAAAAAAAACAAGACUUUAUGGAAUGGCCGCCCACAGCACGGAAGGAAUCGAGGAAGUAUCCCAAUUAGAAAUAAACCAGGAGCCAGAUCAGCAAGAAACCAAACGGACAGAGGAGAAUGCCAUAAGUAACACCGAGAGCAUCAUAAGCCUGUUUGAUUGCUUCGAAGAUGGAGGAUCAGAGGAUGGCACGAAUCCUUCGGCAAGCCAGAGCGAGGAAACUCAAGCCAGGACAGAAAAUUACAAGAAAAUCCUUCAAGGUCCUCUCCAGGGUCCUGAAGUUGCCAAGCUAGAGGAGAGUAGUAGAGAUCUACGUCACAAUAUAAAAGUACACACCCUCAAAACUAUCGAGUCUUGUACACAUGAAGUGGCUUGUCCGCCUAAUGAAGAAUAUUUUGCUUUGCAACCUCGACACGGUCCACCUCUUAAGGAAUACCCUUUCACAUUAGAUCCAUUUCAAAAUGAAUCUAUUGCAUGUGUUGAUAACAAUCAAUCCGUUUUGGUAUCUGCUCACACCUCUGCUGGAAAAACUGUAAUUGCAGAAUAUGCUAUUGCCAAAGCCUUCAAAAAUCAGCAGAGAAUUAUCUACACUACACCAAUUAAAGCCCUGUCUAACCAAAAAUAUCGUGAAUUUCUGGAACAGUUUGAAGAUGUGGGAUUAGUUACUGGAGAUGUCACUAUAAAUCCUGGGGCUUCAUGUCUUAUCAUGACAACAGAGAUCCUGCGAUGUAUGCUUUACAGAGGCUCUGAAAUAAUGCGUGAAGUAGGUUGGGUAAUAUUUGAUGAAAUCCAUUAUAUGCGUGACUCAGAAAGAGGAGUUGUUUGGGAAGAGUCAAUUAUAUUGUUACCUCACAGAGUGCGGUUUGUAUUUUUAUCCGCUACCAUUCCAAAUGCCAGACAAUUUGCUGAAUGGAUCGCUUACUUGUACAAACAACCAUGCCAUGUAGUUUAUACUGAUUACAGACCUACACCUUUGCAAUAUUAUUUAUUUGCUGCAGGUGCCAAUGGUAUACAUAUGGUCGUAGAUGAUAAGGGUGCUUUCCACGAGGAUAAUUUUAGUGCCGCAAUGGCUACACUACAAAAUGCUCCUGGUGUAAAGGAUAACAAACGAGGACGACAGGGGGGUGCUGUCAAAGACCCUUCUCAGUCUAACAUUUUCAAAGUUGUAAAAAUGAUAAUGGAGAGAGGUUUUGCUCCUGUCAUUGUGUUCAGCUUCAGCAAGAAAGAUUGUGAAUUGUAUGCUAUGCAACUGACAAAGAUGAAUUUUAAUACAGUUGCCGAACAAAAAGCUGUCCGAUUAGUAUUUGAUAAUGCCAUGGAUGUGCUAUCAGAAGAAGACAAAAGAUUGCCUCAAGUACAAAACAUGCUCCCCCUCUUACUCAGAGGUAUUGGAAUUCAUCAUGGUGGAUUAUUGCCUAUAUUAAAAGAGACUAUAGAAAUUCUAUUUGGGGAAGGUUUGAUAAAAGCACUUUUUGCUACAGAAACAUUUGCCAUGGGCUUGAACAUGCCUGCUAGAACUGUGUUGUUCACUGGCAUUAACAAAUUUGAUGGAAACCAAAGAAGACUUAUAUCAUCAGCAGAAUAUAUCCAAAUGUCGGGAAGAGCCGGAAGAAGAGGUUUGGAUGACCAAGGUAUAGUUAUCCUAAUGGUUGAUGAGGCAGUUCCUCCUGCAAGCAUCAAAGAUUUAAUGAAAGGCUCUGCAGAUCCAAUAAAUUCUGCUUUUCAUUUAACCUACAACAUGAUUCUUAAUCUUACAAGAAUCGAGGAAAUGAAUCCUGAAUUUAUGUUGGAAAGAUCGUUUUAUCAAUUCCAGUUUCAGUCUAAUUUUCCAUCUUUACAAGAAGACUACCAAAAAAAGAAAGAUGAAUUUGAUGCUAUCAAGAUAAAUAAUUUGGAUCAGAUAGCGACCUAUUGUAACAUAAGGAAAGAACUUGAUCUCCUAUCAAGGGACUAUAGAGAUUUUAUAAUCAAGCCUGAAUAUUUCAUUCCUUUUAUGCAACCAGGAAGGCUUGUUAAGAUUGUUCAUGAAAAUGUGCACUAUAACUGGGGAUUAGUGGUAAACUUCAAAAAACAGACUUCUACCAAAACCACAACAAUUGAUGGCAAAAGAGUUUCUAAACCUUGUACCACCAUUCAAUUGCAUGUUUUGCUUAAUAUACCUGAAGACAAAAGCUCGACCAAACCCUGUGGAAAUGAUGAGAAAUCCACACCUGAGGUAAUAUCUGUAGACUCCAAAGACGUAACUCACAUAUCUGAAGCUCGUUUGCACUGUCCAGAUGAUGUAAGACCGUUGCCUGUCAGGAAGGCCUUGAUGAGGUCAAUAAAAGAGAUAGAAAGACGAUUUCCGGAGGGCCCACCAAUCUUAGAUCCAGUCGAAUCUAUGGGAAUAAAAGAACCCGAGUUUUUGCUCAUUAUUCAGAAAAUCAAACUGCUGGAAAGCAAAUUGUUCGCUCACCCCCUGCAUAAAACAAAUGUUAUGGAUGCCGAAUAUCAUCAGUACAAAAAGAAAAUGAGUUUGGAAGCGGCUGUAAAUGAAGCGGCUGAAAAAUUAUCUGCUGGCAACUUGAUACAAAAACUUGACGAACUCAAAGCCCGAAAACAAGUUUUGGUGAGGUUGGGCUAUUGUACAGCCGAAGAUGUUAUUAAAAUGAAAGGCAGAGUUGCAUGUGAAUUGAACUGUGGGGAUGAAUUGGUAAUCACGGAAGUAUUAUUUAACGGAGUUUUCAACAAAUUAACUCCCGAGCAAGCAACCGCGUUUCUAAGCUGUUUGGUUUGUGAUGAACGAGCUAAGGAAAAUCCCAAGAUUAAUGAAGAAUUAUGUGGACCUCUGAGAGACUUACAGGAAGCUGCGCGACUCAUAGCAAAAAUUAGUUUAGAGUCGGGCUUACCAAUAGACGAAGACGAAUACGUGAAUCAAUUUCGGCCGCACCUUAUGGAUGUAGUGCUUGCUUGGUGUAAUGGCGCAUCUUUCGCGGAAAUAUGCAAAACAACCGAAAUAUUUGAAGGCUCAAUUGUGAGGUGUAUGAGAAGAUUAGAGGAGUUACUGAGGCAAAUGAUGCAAGCCUCUAAAACUAUUGGUAAUGAUGAACUGGAAACCAAGUUCACUCAAGCUAUAAAAAUUUUGAAAAGGGAUAUUGUUUUCUCUUCUAGUUUGUAUUUAUAAUAGUUAUAAAUGUACUUUAUACUCGAUUUUAGUUUUAGUUAUUUAGUCAUCCUGUUGGCUGCCAUCUUGACAAAUUGCUACAGACGCAAGAUUUUUUUUGUAUGUUUUUUUUUCAAAAUGUGUUAUUUUGGAAGCAAGCUUUUUUAUUUUGGAUUUGAAAAUUUUUAGAAGUUGAAUUUACUUUAUGGCUAAUGUUUGAAUAAACGGAGUUUAUUUUGAA